This is a messenger RNA of Polistes dominula (European paper wasp), 2257 nucleotides long. RefSeq names its product F-box/LRR-repeat protein FipoQ (gene FipoQ). Gene Ontology annotation, biological process: positive regulation of protein ubiquitination. Gene Ontology annotation, molecular function: protein binding. Lineage: Eukaryota; Metazoa; Arthropoda; Insecta; Hymenoptera; Vespidae. The record is from RefSeq and is a predicted model, not a curated record.
CGCAUAAAGACAUAAAUUGUCCAGGAAUGUUAAGAGUCAUCUUUUGGCAAGCACGUUGAUCGUCAUUGGUCAAAAAUGUUGGUACAUUUAUCGGCACGUUUUUAAACAGAUAUUCUCUAUCUCUCUUUUACUUAUUAAUUUCCUGUUAGAAACUAAAAUGUAUUUAUCGAUGAUGUCCCUUUUGAAAAUGUCAAUAAGAGCUAUCUAUUCUGGCACACACGAGUGGUACAUGCACACAUAGGUUAUAUUGUAUGUGUUCAGCUCACUCUUGUCUUUAUUUAUAACUAAUUAAAGUAGACUCUUCACAGUUGGACUUGUUCACUCUCUUAGAUCGGUCAAGAACAUUGUUUCGAUUUAAUAGUUUUUCUAUUCAACUGUUGAAAACUUUGAAAAAAAAAAAUCAUUUCAUGUAUUCAAUUAAUUCAUGAAAUUGUUUGUACAAAAAUGAGUACUUGGACACGUUUGAACUUUGAACAUGCUACCAGUGCUAUAUCCAGAGAAGAUCUUGGACUUAGUAUACGUAGAUUUAAACCAUCAAUAAAGACAAUAGAAAAACUGCCAGACAAGGUGAUAUUAAAUAUCUUCAGUUAUUUGUCACAUCGUGAGAUAUGCAAGGUCGCAAGGGUUUGUAAAAAAUGGCGUCAAAUUGCUUAUGACACGCGUCUUUGGAAGCACGUAUCGUUGAGACCGGAAAUCAGUGGACUCCAUGUUGGAUCACUCGAAAGUUUACUUCAAUUAAUAAGUGUACGUUUUGGUGCAUCAUUGAGAUACAUCGAGUUACCGAUCGAAUUGAUAACUCACACCGUUUUACACGAAUUAGCAAACAAGUGUCCAAAUUUGACUCACAUGCUUCUUGAUUUUUCCACUGCCAUGCAACUUCAUGAUUUCUCAGAGAUGCAAGCAUUCCCGACUAAACUCAAAUACAUGUGCAUAUGUUUGUCAGAAGUCAUAUUUAUGGAAGGUUUCAUGAGAAAAAUUUAUAAUUUCAUCAAUGGCUUAGAAAUUCUUCAUUUGAUUGGAACUUAUGAAAAAAUUGAGGAAGAGGAAGAAGAAAUUUACGAGGUGAUAAACGUUCACAAAUUAAAAUCAGCAACACCUAAUUUAAGAGUGAUCAAUUUAUACGGUAUCAAUUUCGUCGAUGAUUCCCAUAUAGAUGCAUUUUCAUCAAAUUGCAUACAAUUAGAAUGUCUGGCAGUGAAUUUUUGUGCCAAGGUCACUGGUUCAACCAUGAAAACACUAUUCCAACGUAGCAGAAGAUUAAAAUGUCUUCUUAUGCAAGGGACAAAUCUACAAAGCGAUUACGUUAUGCAGGUCGAAUGGGAGAAGUCCAGUAUCCAAGAAUUUGACAUAACGGCAACAGAUUUAUCAACUGAAUGUUUGAUCGAUAUGCUGACCAGAAUCCCUGGUCUUCGUUUUCUCAGUGCUGGCCAAUUAAAUGGGUUCAAUGACAGCGUGUUGAAAGCAUGGGUAGAAUCCGGUAAUCCACGAAAUUUGAUUGCUUUGAACUUGGACAGUUCGGACAAUUUAACUGACGAUGCUUUACACAAAUUCUUGUCGAGACAUGGUCAUCAACUUUGGGGUAUUUCAUUGGCUGGGAUGCCACAUAUAACUGAUCAACUAUGGCAAAGUGUUUUACCUAUUCUUACUAAUGCCAAAAUUCUCGUAAUGGGUACAAAUGAAAGACUUGGUGUUAAUAUUCACGUAGACCAGCUAAUGGAUGGAAUUGCAAAUAAUUGUCCAAAUUUGGAAAGACUCGAGCUACGUUGGGAUCCAGAAAAUUUAAGAUUUUCCGAUAAGAGUCAAAAAGCUAUUGACAUUUUGCGAGUCAAAUGCAUCAAACUCAAAUGUUUGGUUUUAAGCGAUGGAAGAUAUUACGAGAUCGUUAAAGCUAAUUUCGAACGUGCUGAUAGAUUAACGGUUGUUAGGACGACCACUUGUUGCCGAGUAUCGAAUUAUUAUUUGUUACAAAAUUACAAAGAUUUAAUUUUCAAUUGAAAUCAUGAGUUAACAUUUGACAUCAUUUAUAAUGUUAUUAAUUUUAUCGUUUCAAUAAGUCUAUCUUUAUUUUUUUUUUUUUUUUUUAGUUAUUUUAAUCAGCUUUGUAAAUUAUUGAAAAUUACUGUGUAAAUAAUCAUAAAUUAUUGUAACAAUUUUCCUAGGAAUUAAGUAUUGUGCAAAGUAUUAUAUAGAUAGCUGUCAAAAGUUAUCUCUUUUGCCAUUUUAUAAACUGAAAAAAAUAAAAAAAAGAUAAAGUAAA